This is a messenger RNA of Toxotes jaculatrix (banded archerfish), 2938 nucleotides long. It is a transcript of the gene dph1, whose product is annotated as diphthamide biosynthesis 1. Gene Ontology annotation, molecular function: 2-(3-amino-3-carboxypropyl)histidine synthase activity. The transcript has 12 exons. Gene Ontology annotation, biological process: protein histidyl modification to diphthamide. The record is from RefSeq and is a predicted model, not a curated record. Bases 26 to 1336 code for a protein of 436 amino acids. NCBI's taxonomy places the organism in Eukaryota, Metazoa, Chordata, Actinopteri, Toxotidae.
UUGGUUUCCCCUUUUUGUUCCUCACAUGUUUCAUGUUUGGGAGGCAAACAUGGCAGCGCCUUCGACGGAAGUCCAGAUUGUUCCUGCCAAAAAGGCCACAGUCCGAGGACCACGGCGGGUAGCCAAUCAAAUUCCGGAUGAAAUCCUGCAAGACUCCGAGUUACAGGAGGCGAUCAAAGCCCUGCCUGCAAAUUACAACUUUGAGAUCCACAAGACAGUUUGGCGAGUGAGACAAGCCAAAGCUAAGAGAGUGGCUUUGCAGCUUCCAGAGGGCCUGCAGAUGUUUGCCUGUGUCAUCGCCGACAUCAUCGAGAGGUUCACAGAGGCAGAUACCAUUGUGAUGGGAGACGUGACAUACGGGGCCUGCUGCGUGGACGACUUCACCGCCCGAGCCCUGGGAGCUGAUUUCAUGGUGCACUAUGGACACAGUUGCCUCAUCCCCAUAGACUCCACAGCAGGUAUUAAGAUGCUGUAUGUGUUUGUGGAUAUCCAGAUGGACAAUGCACACUUCCUGGACACGGUCAAGUUCAACUUCCCUCCUGGACAAUCUCUGGCGCUCGUCAGCACUAUUCAGUUUGUGGCAGCGCUGCAGGCGGUGAGUGCAGCCCUCAAGCCAGAGUAUGACGUGCUGGUCCCUCAGUGUCGACCUCUGUCACCAGGAGAAAUUUUGGGCUGUACCUCCCCUCGCUUGGACCGCCAUGUCAACGCCAUAAUUUACCUGGGAGAUGGAAGAUUUCACCUGGAGUCGAUCAUGAUUGCAAAUCCAGAUAUCCCUGCCUACAGAUAUGACCCCUACAGUAAGGUUUUCUCCAGGGAGUACUAUGACCAUGAGGCCAUGCGUGCGUUAAGGCUCCAGGCUAUUGACAAGGCUCGUUCAGCCCAGAGAUGGGGCCUGAUCUUGGGUACGCUUGGCCGUCAGGGCAGCCCCAAAGUCCUGGAGCACCUGGAGUCAAGGCUACAGUCACUGGGCAAGUGCUUCACUCGAGUCCUCCUGUCUGAGAUUUUCCCCAGCAAGCUGGAUCUUAUGGCAGAUAUAGAUGCGUGGGUCCAAAUUGCUUGUCCACGCCUUUCUAUCGAUUGGGGCACUGCCUUCUCCAAACCCCUGCUGUCUCCGUAUGAGGCAGCUGUAGCUUUACAGGAGGUAAGCUGGAAGGAGGUCUACCCCAUGGACUUCUACUCCAAUCAAAGCCUGGGGCCUUGGGCGCCCAACCACCCUGACAACCAGCCUGUGCGGCCCACUCGCAGACAAGCCCAGAAGCAAGGCUCAGAGCCAGCUCUUCCUACCAAGCAGUGUGGGCAGACCCAGUGCGCCCCCUGUGGCUGUCAAGGAGAAUGACACAUCAUGACCACCGCUGUCUUUGACUCGUCUCCUGCCCGCCAGUGCCUCUGCCUCUGUCAACAGCUGGAAGGAGGUCAGACCAGAGGAGGACAGUGGGUAUUUGUCCAGACAGUCUAUCAGAGAGCAGAGCUAAAGCCAGAGGAGCCCUCAGCCGCUCCUCAAAUGGAUUACCAGCCAUAAAUAAUCCCUCAUCUUACAGCACAGCAGAUCAAACCAAAUUCAUUCCUCUUAUUCACAUUUUUGGCAUGUAUGCUGAGCUCAAAAUACAUGCAACACAGAGAAUAGCUUUUGUGUUUGAGAUCACACAUGUUCGUGUGAGUCAAAUGUCCAUGAAAGCGCUGCUCUCUGUUGUGCUAAGAAAGGAAUUCCUCCUGCACAGGGGAAAUGUGUGGGCCCUUCUGUAAUUCAGACACGGCUUUUAUUAUUGUUACAGACACAGAGUGUGCGAGAUGCCCUUGAACACGUUGUAUAGAAUUUGUCUGUUAAUGUGGGUGGCCUUAGUCAAAUGCAACCCUCUUGUCCUUGGAUAAAGCGCUGCAUGUUGUUGGACACUUCAAGUAAGUUUCCCUUCAUGCUGUAUUUCAAAGACAGCCACAGAGAUAUUGCAUGAAGCCCUUUGUUUGAUGUACAGUAUGUGACUUUUCAUAAAAGUACUCUACUGAAAUGUGCAUAGUAAAAGUGAGAUACAUUAUGACACGACCUUGUUCCUCUUCCUCGGUUUUCCAGCCUAAUUCGGAAACAAUAAAUUGGAAGCAGAAUCCUUGUGUGAGUGUUUUUGAUAAACGCUGUUCCAUGCUGAAGCGAGGAGCUCGUUUUUAAGGCUGAGGAGGAUGAAUUCCUAGAUGCGUGCAGUGCUAGUCACGACUGCUCUCUAUCCUCAUUAUUUAUUGAUGGAGGAGUCUGUCAAUAAAUAAAUAAAUAAAUAAACACACACACACACACGCACACUAUUGCUGUUCGGUUACCGCAGAAGAAACUGAUUGACAGCAGCAUACCAUGGCCUCAGCUGAUCCUGAGAACUUGUGAACCUCCCCCAGGUUGCAGCACAUUGUGUCAGGUGUGUAUGAUUUCCUGUGAGUUUUGUUUUUGCCUACAACUACUAGUCUUCUCUAGUCAGAUCCUCUCUCUACACCAUCGUAUCUCCUUGGCAACAGAGGCCAGUGUGAUACAGCCCGUCCCGCCAGAUGUCUCGUGAUGUUUCUCACGUGUCCGACUAGUGGCUGUUAUUAUGAAGAGCUCAGUACUUGCCACAGUACAGUGUGUGAUCCACAGCAGUCAGGAAUAUAUUAUUGGGCAGCAGAGCUCUCAGCUGAUGUCAGCUGAUGUUUGAUUUAGUUUUUGGCGCACUGUUUUAAUCUCACAGCCUAAAGAUUUGUUUUCCUUUAAGUAUUAAAUACUGAUGUAAGCAUCAGUAAAAGAGGAUGUUUUUCAAAAAAUGUCCUCACAGGAAAGGCACACCUUUUGUGUGGAUUUAAACUACUUUAGACUCUACAGAUGGAACUAAUGGGUAUUAUCUGAAUUUAAGUGAAAUAGGGCCCUUAUUACAUUGCUAUAAGACAUCUCAAUACUUUGAUGUAUACCACUGUAAAAUGUUUUCAU